Molecule: messenger RNA, 333 nt
Organism: Prorocentrum cordatum
Lineage: Eukaryota; Dinophyceae; Prorocentrales; Prorocentraceae
Source: the annotation of a GenBank genome assembly
AUGAUGUAUAAGAUACUGCCUUCGGGUCGUAUGCAGCGAUGGUCCCGCCUGACAUCAAUGGACGAGACCGCGAAGGAUCCAGCUGUGCAGCAUGGGUACUACGAGUGUCAUGCACCUAUCAAGAGCUACGUUCGUGACACGUGCGCGUCGAGCUCCGCGAAGGAUCCAGCUGUGCACCACGGACACUACGAGUGUCAUGCACCUGUCAAGAGCUACCUUCGUGACACGUGCGCGUCGAGCUCGGUGUCGACCGCGUCCCCGCGGGAGCAGUACUCCGACUCUGGAGAGAGCGCUGGGAGUCCUGGCUCUGGCCAGAGGCUUGCGUCUCUCUGA